Durusdinium trenchii is the source of this 780-nucleotide messenger RNA. The record is from the annotation of a GenBank genome assembly. Lineage: Eukaryota; Dinophyceae; Suessiales; Symbiodiniaceae.
AUGCCAGUCGGGCGUGCAAGCAUAAAGAUCAACAAAGAUGACAUGUUUUUGACCGUGCGGGAUGCUCCUUUCAUCAAAGCACGUCAACAUGUGGCAGCCCUAGUGGCGUCAAACCAAUGCCACUUGAAGACCGUUAUGCAGCAGACCUUGUUGUUCUUCGCUGCUGCGCGAUAUGGAGAAGAUGAUGAGGCCCUGGAGCUUUGUGACACUCUCCUUCGGGCUGGAGUCCCGCUGAAUCACCUCGAUGACAAUCGCCAGACCGCACUGUUCUAUGCGGCUCGCCAAGGGCACGUCAACACGUGCAACUUUCUCGUAUACAGCAAAGCCAACGUAGACACACUUGACAAGUUCGGCGAGACAGCGCUUUUUUAUGCCGUUAAGCGUUCCAGAAUCACUGCAGUGGAGAAGCUGCUCGACCACGGAGCCGACUUUGAGAUUGUGAACCACAAGAAUCACAACGUGAUGACAGCUGCCUCGGACGAGCUGUGCGCCAUCUUCCAAGAGGCCCGGAAAAAGAGGCGCCUGGAAGUGACCGAAGGUCCAGUUGAACAACACAAUAAGCGCCCACGAAGUGCGCUUGAGCAACUGGAAGCAUGGGCCGAUGAGUGGCCCAUGCGUCACCCGAAGAUCGAGACGGCGGACUUCAAGCAAAAGGACGGACUUGCUAAAGUCAGAGGGCGGAUACUCCGUUGUCAAAGUGUCAUCGCCCACCACCGCAGCAAAACUUCGGGUUCUGGAAAAGCACUUUGUUGUGGACCAUGCAAAGCUCAUGCAACAUGA